GUAUCUUGGAGUAGUUUCCAACUUUUUUGCAUGUCCCAUGUCUUGAAGGACAAAGCGGAAACUCGCCGAGAAUUUUUACUGAGACCAGUGCUUCAAGCCCUUCCUCCGCUUUCGUCUUCCUCAAAAGACGGUUUUGACGAAAUAAUUUAUUGUUUUUUUCAUUUAUUCAGGUGAUGCUGGUUGUUUCGGAUGUCAGCGUGGCUUUCAAGUCCCUCCUUCUAGCACUUUUUCUUUCCACUUUCCCCUUAAUCUCGUCUUGUGGCACAACCGGCAGAAGCGCAGGGCUCACACCACGCUUAGCGCAUUGCGUUGCAUCGCCAGUCUCCACCAUCGUCUGCUCUACAGCUCUCGAUCUGAGGGCUGACCGGCACCAAGGCAGGAGGUGCAAAGAAGGCAGGGAUGGCGGUCCGCGGUCCAUUGCUGAAGGAUGAGCUCGACAUUGUGAUCCCUACCAUCCGCGAUCUGGCGUUCCUGGAGCAGUGGAGGCCAUAUUUGAGCCCCUACCACUUGAUUAUCGUGCAGGAUGGCGACCCGACGAAGAAGAUUCACGUGCCCGAGGGGUACGACUACGAGCUGUACAACCGCAACGACAUCAACCGGAUCUUGGGGCCGAAGGCGUCGUGCAUCUCGUUCAAGGACAGCGCGUGCCGGUGCUUCGGGUUCAUGAUGUCGAAGAAGAAGUACAUCUUCACCAUCGACGACGAUUGCUGGGUUGCGAAGGACCCGUCGGGACACGAGAUCAACGCGUUGGAGCAGCACAUCACGAAUCUGCUGUCGCCCUCGACGCCGUUCUUCUUCAACACGUUGUACGACCCGUACAGGGCGGGCGCGGACUUCGUGCGCGGGUACCCGUUCAGCAUGCGCGAGGGCGUGGCGACGGCGAUCUCGCACGGGCUGUGGUUGAACGUGCCGGACUACGACGCUCCGACGCAGCUGGUGAAGCCGUCGGAGAAGAACACGCGGUUCGUGGAUGCGGUGAUGACGAUCCCGAAGGGGACGCUGUUUCCGAUGUGCGGGAUGAACCUGGCGUUCGACAGGGAGAUGAUCGGGGCGGCGAUGUACUUCGGGCUGAUGGGCGACGGGCAGCCGAUCGGGCGGUACGACGACAUGUGGGCGGGGUGGUGCUGCAAGGUGAUCUGCGACCAUUUGGGGUUCGGGGUGAAGACGGGGCUGCCAUACAUCCACCACAGCAAGGCGUCGAACCCGUUCGUGAACCUGAAGAAGGAGUACAAGGGGAUCUUCUGGCAGGAGGAGAUCAUCCCCUUCUUCCAGCAGGUGGUGCUGCCCAAGGAGGCCGUCACGGUGGAGCAGUGCUACAUCGAGCUCGCCAAGCAGGUGGGCGAGAAGUUGAACGGGCUGGACCCGUACUUCACCAAGCUAUCGGAAGCCAUGGUGACUUGGAUUGAGGCCUGGACCGAGCUCAGCGGCACGGCGAAGAAGAGCGACGCAACUUCAAACGGGAGUGUGAAUUAGUAAAUAGUGCAGAGGAGUAUUUGAAUGGUGUGUGUAGGUGGUGAUGUUUCUGUGAUAUCCCAAAGCUGUUGCAUUCAAGCUUAGGUUGGUCUGUCAGUGCACGACGUAUGAAUUGCCAACGCGUUUAGUUUGUCUUGGCAUAUCGGAGAUGACCCCAGUCUGAUAUGCUGGAUAUGUGCGCUUUGUGUCCAACAUUGAGCAGUGCUGCGUUUUCCUUCUUUUCACAUCCUGUGCUUCGCUGUCUUUAAAGAUACAUCUCAUACCAAUGUAGCCCCAGUGUGUUUGGUAUUCUGAUUCA
Physcomitrium patens is the source of this 1771-nucleotide messenger RNA. RefSeq names its product UDP-arabinopyranose mutase 2. Gene Ontology annotation, biological process: UDP-L-arabinose metabolic process; plant-type cell wall organization or biogenesis. The record is from RefSeq and is a predicted model, not a curated record. Gene Ontology annotation, cellular component: Golgi apparatus; cytosol. Gene Ontology annotation, molecular function: UDP-arabinopyranose mutase activity. Lineage: Eukaryota; Viridiplantae; Streptophyta; Bryopsida; Funariales; Funariaceae.